Leptopilina heterotoma is the source of this 1525-nucleotide messenger RNA. It is a transcript of the gene Set8, whose product is annotated as histone-lysine N-methyltransferase PR-Set7-like. Lineage: Eukaryota; Metazoa; Arthropoda; Insecta; Hymenoptera; Figitidae. Gene Ontology annotation, molecular function: protein binding; histone H4K20 methyltransferase activity. The transcript has 4 exons. The record is from RefSeq and is a predicted model, not a curated record. Bases 374 to 1183 code for a protein of 269 amino acids.
AACCUAAUUGACGACCAUCUGCGCCAUUUUGGACGGUCUCAAGGCGUUUUUCCGUUUUCGGCGUCUCGUUAGAAGUGUAAAGUGAUAUUUUUCAAAAAUAUUAUUUAUUUGUUGAAUCUAAGUAUCGAAAUAAUGUACCAGUUUUCUCAGUGAAAUAGUAGAUUAAUUGUUAUACACUCCCUGAAAGAUACUCACAACUUUACGACAAUUUCAAGAUGCACGCGAUACAGUGUGUCCAAAGCGCGGCGUCCCUUCACCUGAAAUGUUGGCAGCACUGAGCAUAACGAACGCGGCUUUCAACGAGUGUUGGUGUUCUAAUUUUCUCUCUCUUGUGUUUUGUAAAUUAUUAUUAUCGUUCUAAUAUUGUGUGAAUAUGCUUUAUCCAAAAAAUGGACCAAAGCCCCUGGAGGCUGAGGAUGGUGAGAAAAUUCAUGGCCCACCAACGCCGCAUAGAAUAAAAUUGCCCAGUGAACAAGAAGAGGCGCGUACAAAACAAGUGAUAAUUGAGAAAAGAAAGAAGACAACAACGACAACAAAAGCUAUUGAUUCAAGUCCAGUGCAAUUUCCUGAGAAAAAAAUUCAAAAACCAGUUAAUAAAAGACGUCGAAAACAAAAUCCAACAAAUUCACCAGCAUCAAAAGUUUCUGUCGAUACAAAUCAUAAACUCACUGAAUACUAUACCGUUCGAAGGAGUGUUCGAAAAUGUAAAACAACAGUUUUAGAGGAGAAACAGAGAAGCCUUGAGAAUAAAAUUAUAUCCGGUUGUGAAGAUGGCUUAGAGGUGAGAACAUUCGCUGGUAAGGGCCGUGGAGUUGUCACGACACGAGAAUUCACCAAAGGAGAAUUUAUAGUCGAAUACAUUGGUGAUUUAAUUGAUCAAGUUGAAGCGAAAAAGCGGGAGGGUCAGUAUUCUCAGGAUCACGGUGCUGGUUGCUAUAUGUAUUAUUUCCAACACCGUAGUCAACAGUAUUGUGUCGACGCAACAGCAGAAUCUGAUAAACUGGGACGAUUAGUAAAUCAUUCUCGUAAUGGUAAUUUAGUAACUCGAAUAGUUGAUGUGAAAUCAAUUCCACAUUUAGUUCUCAUUGCUAAGGAUGAUAUUGCAAAGGGAGUUGAGGUGACGUACGAUUAUGGGGACAGGAGUAAGGAAUCAAUUCGAUAUCAUCCUUGGUUGGCCUUAUAACCAAAAACGCAGCUAUGAGUAAUUAUUUUAUUAAAAAAAAAUAGAAUUUCGCUUUUCUAAAACAAAAAAAAAAAUAUUUAGCAAAAUUUUUUAAAUAAUUUAAACUUAAAAUUCUCUUUUGAGAAUCUUAUUAAAACAUAAUAUUAAAAAUCUUUGGUAAAAAAAAAUUGAUGAAAAGUUAUGUAGUACAGAUCAAUUUGAACUCAAUUUCUUUUAUACUGUUCUGACUUUUGUAAAAUUUAUUACAUUUUAACAAAAUGAAACUGAACAAAUUAUUACAAAUAUUAUCGUCUUAAGUGAAAAAAAGUAACAAUUCAUUUUUCAAUGUAAAUAAAAAAUUCA